This is a messenger RNA of Diversispora eburnea, 849 nucleotides long. Lineage: Eukaryota; Fungi; Glomeromycota; Glomeromycetes; Diversisporales; Diversisporaceae. The record is from the annotation of a GenBank genome assembly.
AUGGAAAAUUAUAAAUUAAUAAUUAAAUUAAUUUUCGUCAUAAUUGUUAUUUUUGCGUUCGCAAAUCAAAUCGAAUCGUUAGCGAUCAAAAACAAAAAAAAUUGUCCAAAAUUAACCGAAAGAGGUCAAAACAAUACUUCUGAGACCUAUAUAGUACUCUUAACUAAUCCGAAGGUUGAGUCCUCUUCGGUGAACGACAAUAACAAAUAUGAUGAUAAAUUUAUUAAAGAACAUUUUAAAAUGUUGAAAGAUUGUUUUGACUUAAAUAUAAUUAAGCCAGGAUCGACUUUUAUCGCUGCCAGUCUCAUUAAUCCAAAAACCGUUGUGGAUUUUAGUAUACCGAGAUGUAUAUUAGGGUACAUCGCAAAUUUGUCCGAAAAUACUGCCCGUUAUUUGAAAAAUAGGUCAGAAGUAUCAGUUAUUGAAAAGGAUUCUAAAAUUAAAAUUGCCGAUGUUCAAUUUAAUCCUCCAUCGUGGUUUGGAACUUUUUGCGCGGGAUGUCCUAACAUAGAUGAUAAUAGUCAUGGUACAAGUGUAGCCUCCAUCUCGAAUGCAUUAGAUUCCGCAGUCGCGACUCUCGCUGAUAAUGGAAUCCAUGUAAUAGCAGCCGCAGGAAAUGAAUAUAAAGCUGACGCUUGUGCAAAGUCACCGGCAGGAUCUAAACGAGUAAUUACUGUGGGUGCCUUAAACACUUACAAUAAUUACCUUGCUGACUUUACAAAUAUUGGGUCCUGCGUAACUCUAUUCGCUCCAGGAGUAAAUGUACCAUGUGCUGGAUUGGGCUCUUCAAAUGUUAUUUCUAAAUCUGGCACUAGUCAGGCGGCACCACACGUCGCAGACACCGAAUAG